Molecule: messenger RNA, 1082 nt
Organism: Dufourea novaeangliae
Lineage: Eukaryota; Metazoa; Arthropoda; Insecta; Hymenoptera; Halictidae
Product: class A basic helix-loop-helix protein 15-like
Exons: 5
Coding region: 176-787 (203 amino acids)
Molecular function (GO): protein dimerization activity
Source: RefSeq, a predicted model, not a curated record
AGUAUAAUAAGGAUCAUAAGAAAAAACGGCCUUCACUCGAUUAGGAUCUACAUAUCUGAUUCCACGAGGGGUCAUUAGUCUCGGUUGCGUUCGUGUAAUAAAUUCAUUUCUCCGAUGGACACGUGUCGAAAGUAAUCGCACGUACGUCGCCCGGGACUGCCGAUUUCUAAGGAUAAUGCGAAGUCUGGCGAGGUUAUCAAGUAGCGAUCAAGACUGCGAUCAGGAGAUGUAUAUCGACCUGGACGACGCUUCCGUUGACUCGCUUACCGGAAAACGAAGGCGGCACCGUGUGGUUGGGACAGAGGUGGGUGAGGAGAGUGAUAGUAGUGGCAGUGACAGAAAUCCGAAACAAGCGAAGAGGAGAAAUCGUGGAGGACCACCGACGACGAGGAGGCGAAAAAGUGGAAUUUCCGCGCGAGAAAAGAAUCUGAGGAGGCUUGAGAGCAACGAGAGAGAAAGAAUGAGAAUGCAUUCCCUGAACGACGCUUUUGAGCAACUGCGCGAGGUGAUACCACAUGUAAAAAUGGAAAGAAAGCUCAGUAAAAUCGAGACGCUUACGUUGGCCAAGAAUUAUAUAAUGGCCCUGACAAACGUCAUAUGUGAAAUGCGUGGCGAGGAGCAACCAUACACGUUUGUCGAUGGGGAGUGUGGCUCUAGCAGCGGCGACAGUACAGGCCAGUUAGAGCUAAGCGGCGGAGAACAACCGGAAGAAGCGUCUCCAGCAUCGAUACACGAAACUAACAAUAAUAGUUUGCUACACGAAGAUUUGGAGCGUAGGAUAACGUAGCAUGCUUAAUUACUUGUAAAGCUUGAACGAUCCUUGUUGGUAAAACUCGCCUCUGUUUAAUGAAACAAGGCCGAGACGAUCGCCUACCCUUAAUCGUGAAUACAAUAAACACGUCACGCUCUGAAGGAAGAGAAAAUCGAAACAAGAGAAGAGAAAUACAAGAGUUUAUGGAAGCAUGCGAAUAAAAAUGGAAGCCAAUGAGGAAUCUUUAGCAUUGCUGUUUAGAAUCGAUCGUUGCUAAACGUUAUUACAAGACUUAUCGAAGAAGAUGCAAUUCUGCUUUUACGAAAUCAUC